This is a messenger RNA of Aspergillus bombycis, 1839 nucleotides long. RefSeq names its product MCT family MFS transporter. The record is from RefSeq and is a predicted model, not a curated record. Lineage: Eukaryota; Fungi; Ascomycota; Eurotiomycetes; Eurotiales; Aspergillaceae. Gene Ontology annotation, cellular component: fungal-type vacuole membrane. The coding region runs from base 1 to 1839 and encodes 612 amino acids. The transcript is spliced from 5 exons. Gene Ontology annotation, molecular function: transmembrane transporter activity. Gene Ontology annotation, biological process: transmembrane transport.
AUGUCCCAACCACCAUUUGAUGCUUUGGUUAAUGGAUACAACCUAAAAGAAAAGAGCAAUCUCCCUCAACCGCAGACGCUAUUUUAUCCAUGUGUCUACACUGCGCAAUAUCCAAAAGAGUCUCCGGCCGUUGAAAAUCUAAUCGACGAAAAGCUAAAGACCUUCGACGUAGACUUUAUUGAACUGGGCGGCAAGCUCCGUCAUGAAAGAAAGAGGAAGGUGGUAGAAUGGUACACUGAAUACCUGAGUGACGAUGAGAGGAGAUUGGGACUGCUGCUACGUCUUGCAAUCGCCUCGAAGCUCCGUAACAUACGGCGCUUACCGAAGAGGAAAGUCGAUAGCUCUUUGGCGCGUCGAGAUUUUGAAGGGCCUUCUUCGGGUCUUCCCGUAUCGCACGGUCGGUUAGACGCUGAAAAGCUCGUUAUGUCCAAAGGCCUCAACUAUGGCUCUCGUGUGGACCAUGCCUCAAGAACACAAAACCAUCAAUUGCUCCAAUGUAUCAUCCAAACACUUUGCUAUCUCAGGUAUCUGCUACUCUUUGCAGUUCUCCCUGACAUGGAUAUGUCAAGCAAAGAAGAUCGGAGCGUGGUUCCUUCGAGGACGUCUGAAAGUCCCGAGCUAGCAAAUAAUGAAAGCUAUCCCGAAGGAGGGCCUAGGGCAUGGCUGGUGGUUUUCGGGGCGUGGUGUGCUAUGGUCCCAUCUAUGGGCUUGUUGAAUAGCCUGGGAAUCCUACAUGCCUGGACGAGCACUCAUCAGCUCCAGGGAUACUCCGAAUCAAGCAUUGGCUGGAUAUAUGGCGCUUAUGGAUUCUUCCUUUACUUUGCCGGAGCACAAGCUGGGCCAAUAUUUGAUGCGUAUGGACCAGCAUAUGUCAUUAUUCCUGGGUCAAUUGGGAUCGUGGCUGCACUGAUAUGCUUUAGCUUUAGUGAAGAGUAUUACCAGAUUUUCCUAUCCUUUAGCGUCCUCGGAGGACUCUCAGCCUGCACACUGUUCACACCGGCAGUUUCAUGCGUGGGACACUGGUUCAAUGUGCGCCGGGGCUAUGCAACAGGCAUCGCCUGCACAGCCGGCGGACUGGGCGGCGUGAUAUUCCCCCUGAUAAUACUAUUCGCAGCGCCCAAAAUCGGCUUCGCAUGGGCCAUCCGCAUCAUCACACUGCUCUGCGCCGUGCUCUGCACACUAGCCUGUCUGCUCAUGCAAACGCGACUCCCGCGCAACAAGAAAGCAGGAGCCUCCAUCGAUUUCAAAGCCCUUAAAGACAUCAAAUACGCCACCACAACCGCCGCCAUCUUCCUCGUCGAGUUCGCCGUCUUCAUCCCAAUCACCUACAUCGCCUCAUACGCAGUCCACGUCGGAGUAAACGACACCAUGUCCUACGCGCAAAUCAUCUUCCUCAACCUCGGCGCCAUACCUGGCCGCUUCCUCCCCGGCCUCGUCGCCGACCGACUAGGCCGCUUCAACGUCAUGGUCCUCACAUCGCUCAUAUGCGCAGUAUUAACCCUGGCCCUCUGGCUGACGGCAGGAGACAAUCUAGCCGCAAUUAUCUGCUAUGCAGUGCUUUUUGGCUUCUGGAGCGGAGCAGCCAUCAGUCUCACGCCUGUCUGUAUCUCACAGGUCUGCGCGACCGAAGACUACGGGAAGAGAAACGGAACGACGUUCACGAUCGUUAGCGUGGGCACGCUCACUGGGAUUCCGAUUGCGGGAGCCAUACAACAACACAACGGAGGGGAGUUCUGGGGACUUAUCGUGUUUGGGGGCGUGCUUUAUAUGGCGGCUACUGUUGCUUUUGCUCUUGCGAGGGGAGUUUGUGCCGGGUGGUCUUUGAAGACUAGAUUUUAG